UAAAAAUCAAUGCGCAUUUUAUAUAAUUCAUGAUUGAUGGAUGUGGUUGAUGCAUGGAUGCAUGCACAUGCCACAAUUUACCAUCCCAUGGAAAUAAAAAGGAAUAAAAAAUACACAAAAACAAUUGAAGAGAAAGAAUAGCAUUUGACUUGAUUUCGGAAAAAGAAAAAAGUUAAGUGGGGAAGGGAAUGGAAAGGAAAAAACUAGAAUUGGAUCGAAUACAAUUUUGACGUCCGCAAGGGCAACACAAACCCUCUCUUAUUUUCUCUCUCUAUUUUUUUUCUCUCUGCGGUUUCUCUCUCUAGGAUACAGCGAAGAAGAACUGGGCACAUAGACAAGAAGAAUAUUGAAGUGAAGUAAAAAAGGAAGCUAAGAAAAGAAGAAUUGAUUGAGAGAGAAGAGAAAAAGGUUUUUUGGUUUUUUUGUUAGUAAGAUAUAAAGAUAUUUCAUCGCUUCAGUUUAUUCAAGCAAAAAAUAAAAGAAUUGAAGUGAUAAGAGAGUUUGAAAAAUUGGGUGUUUUGGGAUAUAUUUUGAUUGAAAUUGAAGCUUUGGAGAUUUAGAAGACUUCUCUUUGUUUAACGGUGGGAAUUUUUAAUAAUGGAUUCAUGCCAAAACCAUUCCAGUGUUGGUUGUCUUAUGGAGAGGGUGUAAUUUUAGAAUGCUCAGAAUCAGAGCUCCUUCUUGAGCUUCCGUUUUAUUUGGUCUUGGCCUCUUGUAUUGUGGAACAGAAAGCUAUAUGCUCAGGCACAGAACUUACCACUUCUUAUUUGUGCACAAUGAGUAUGAAGCUGAAAGCAGUUUAGUUGGGGAUAAACUGUUGACUACAUUGUGCUCUACUGCUGUAUUUUUAUGUUUUUCUAUGUAACUUUUGUUUAUUAUUUAAUUGAAUUCAUGUUGUUUUAGAUAGUUGUCCCAGUUUUGUGAGUGUUAGAUAGUGAUUCUUGAAACAUGGUACCAUCGGGGCCUUCUACUCCUAUAGGUGGUGCGCAGUCUAUUCCACCUUCACUUUUGCGGUCAAAUUCAGGGAUGCUAGGAGCCCAAGGGGGUGGUCUUCCUUCUCAAACUGGAUUCCCUUCAUUAGUGUCACCUCGCACUCAGUUUAAUAAUAUGAAUAUGCUUGGGAAUGUGCCCAACGUGUCUGCCCUUCUUAAUCAGUCAUUUGGAAAUGGGGGUCCAAACCCUCAUUUUUCUGGUCCUGGGAGUAGCCAGCGUGGAGGAAUUGUCUCUGGGGCCGAAUCUGAUCGACUUUCAAAUGUAGGUAAUGGGAUGGGGUUUAAUGCUCCCUCAUCAUCAUUUGUGCCAUCAAACAUGGCAAACCCUUGUUCGUCUGCUCAAGUUCAAGGUCAGCAAUUUUCAAACCUUUCUGGUAACCAUAUUUUACCAGAUCAACAGCAGUCCCAACAAGUCGAGUCGCAACAUUUCCAACAUGGUCAACAAGCAAUGCAACAGUUCUCUACCUCUCACAACAACCAACAAGGGCAGCAGCAGCAGCAACAGUUUCAACCUAUUAGAGGAGGAUUGACUGGUGCUGGGGCUGUCAAAUUGGAGCCACAAAUGACUAAUGAUCAGCAUGGCCAGCAGCAACAGCAACAACAAUUGCAAUCAUUGCGAAAUCUUGCUCCAGUGAAACUGGAACUACAGCAAAUCCCACCUAUGAGAACUUUGGCACAGGUAAAAAUGGAACCCCAACAUUCAGAUCAGUCAUUGUUUUUGCAUCAACAACAGCAGCAGCAACAGCAGCAGCAGCAGCAACAGCAACAACAACAGCAGCAGCAGCAGCAACAGCAACAACAACAGCAGCACCAGCAGUUACUUCACAUGCCACGGCAGCCCUCACAAGCUGCUGCUGCCCAAAUUAAUCUUUUGCAUCAACAAAGACUCUUGCAGCUUCAACAACAACACCACCAACACCACCAACAGCAACUUUUGAAAGCAAUGCCUCAGCAAAGGUCUCAAUUACCACAGCAGUUUCAACAGCAGAAUUUGCCUUUGCGAUCACCUGUGAAAUCAGUCUAUGAGCCUGGGAUGUGUGCCCGGCGUCUGACACAUUACAUGUAUCAGCAACAACAUAGACCUGAUGACAACAAUAUUGAAUUUUGGAGAAAAUUUGUUGCUGAGUACUUUGCUCCAAAUGCCAAAAAGAAGUGGUGUGUUUCUAUGUACGGAAGUGGCCGUCAAACAACUGGUGUUUUCCCUCAGGAUGUAUGGCACUGUGAAAUAUGCAACCGCAAGCCAGGACGUGGUUUUGAGGCAACUGUUGAGGUUCUACCUAGGCUUUUCAAAAUUAAAUAUGAAAGUGGUACUUUGGAAGAACUUCUUUAUGUUGAUAUGCCCCGUGAGUAUCAGAAUUCAUCUGGUCAAAUUGUCCUGGACUAUGCAAAAGCAAUACAAGAAAGCGUUUUUGAGCAACUUCGUGUCGUUCGUGAUGGACAGCUUCGGAUAGUUUUCUCACCAGACCUGAAGAUUUGUUGUUGGGAAUUUUGUGCUCGGCGCCAUGAAGAACUCAUCCCUAGAAGAUUGUUGAUACCUCAGGUAAGUCAGCUUGGGGCCGCAGCUCAAAAGUAUCAAGCAGCAACCCAAAAUGCAUCAACAAAUUUAUCUGCUCCAGAGUUGCAGAAUAACUGUAACUUGUUUGUAGCAUCAGCUCGGCAAUUGGCAAAAGCCUUGGAAGUGCCAUUGGUAAAUGAUUUGGGUUAUACGAAGAGAUAUGUACGGUGUCUUCAGAUAUCUGAAGUUGUUAAUAGCAUGAAAGACUUGAUUGAUUACAGUAGAGAAACAAGGACUGGACCCAUGGAGAGUUUGACUAAGUUUCCUCGAAGGACAAGCACUUCAUCUGGUUUUCAUGCUCAAGCUCAACAGCCUGAGGAGCGGCUACAACAGCAACAGCAACAGCAGCAGCAGACAUCGCAACAGCAAAUGAUGGCCCAGAGUUCUAAUAGUGAUCAAAGUUCUGCCCAGGCCACUAACAAUGGUGGGGCUAAUGUAAAUAACUCUCUUAAUGCAGCAUCUGCAUCAACACCUGCUGGCGCCAUUGUUGGGCUUUUACACCAGAAUUCCAUGAACUCCAGGCACCAGAAUUCUAUGAAUAAUGCAAGCAGUCCCUAUGGUGGAAAUUCUGUUCAGAUUCCUUCCCCUGGUUCCUCUGGUACAAUACCGCAAGCACAACCAAAUCCUUCUCCAUUUCAGUCACCAACACCCUCCACAUCCAAUAAUCCUCAAGCUCAACAUGGUGCCUUAGCAGCUUCUAGUCACAUGAGCUCUGCAAAUUCUCCUGUGAAUAUGCCCAUGCAGCAGCCAGCUCUUUCUGGUGAGGUUGAUCCAAGUGAAUCACAAAGCUCUGUUCAGAAAAUCAUUCAUGAAAUAAUGUCUAGUCAACUUAAUGGCACAGGUGGUCUGGUUGGCGUUGGCACUCUAGGCCAUGAUGUGAAGAGUGCAAAUGGAUUGUUGCCAACAGGUAACAAUACGGUUCUCAAUGGUGGCAACGGUUUGGUGGGGAAUGGAACUGUCAACAAUAAUUCCGGUAUUGGUAGCAGUGGGUUUGGUUCAAUGGGUGGUGGGCUUGGCCAGUCUGCUAUUGGAAUCAGAGCUGCUAUGGGUAAUAACCCUGUCACGAAUGGAAGGGUAGGCAUGACACCAAUGGCUCGGAAUCAAGGUAUGAAUCACCAACAACAGGAUUUGGGGAACCAGCUGCUUAGUGGUAUAGGAGCAGUUAAUGGUUUUAAUAAUCUUCAAUUUGAUUGGAAACCUUCCCCAUGAAAGGAUGUCCGAAAGCUGAUGGUUUUUCGAUUAUAGCUGCUUUUCUGCGGCGUGAGAAUCGGGCAGAAUUGCCUCUGGCCCUGGCUGAAUCAUGGUACAACUAUAUGACAGAUCAAGGGCUUCCCUCCCACUUUGUGUACUAAUUUCAGAAAAGUGAAACAUAUAGCUUAGUGUUUUAUCAAUGAAAUGUUAAAAGCAUCUUUAAGUCGCGCCAAUUCUCAAAUUUGUUUUC
Molecule: messenger RNA, 3988 nt
Organism: Durio zibethinus
Lineage: Eukaryota; Viridiplantae; Streptophyta; Magnoliopsida; Malvales; Malvaceae
Product: transcriptional corepressor SEUSS-like
Source: RefSeq, a predicted model, not a curated record